Fomitopsis serialis is the source of this 1190-nucleotide messenger RNA. RefSeq lists its product as uncharacterized. The record is from RefSeq and is a predicted model, not a curated record. The transcript is spliced from 3 exons. Bases 44 to 1150 code for a protein of 368 amino acids. Lineage: Eukaryota; Fungi; Basidiomycota; Agaricomycetes; Polyporales; Fomitopsidaceae.
UAAAGGUCCACGACAAGUCUCAGAUGCCCGGCAUUUCGCGGGGAUGUUAAGCGCUCGAACACAAAGGACGAGCCACAGGCGUGUUCCCCUUCUGUCUUCGCACCUCAACGUGCAUCCCCGUCGUCCCGCCUUCUGCGUCGUACAGCGUACGAUUAACCCCGAGUCCUGUGCUCAUACUAUCAGUAUAAAACAUCCAGCAAUGACGAGUCCCCAGUGCGAAACUCCAUACCCACCCAACGCCACUCAGAACACGGCCACCCCGUAUUCUGGCGCGGUAUUGGGCGAGAACGUCGAAGUCGCGCAUACGUCUAACCACCCUCGCGAUCUGCCCGCACGUUCCCCUGACCCACCUUCUCGCGAAGGCCCGCCUGCAUAUCCGCCAGGCCUACCUGCUCGCCGCCCGGGCCUACCUGCUCGCCCCCAGGCCUGCCGGCUCCGCACUGUGCCACAGAACGUCCCUCCUCUCCAUGUCGGUAGGCAGUAUACCCUUGGGGGAACGAACACAGCCCGGCACCUACCUGCCCAGCCGGCUUUCCAGUCCGGAACGAUCUUGAAUCCGGUGUGGAUUGACACAGCCCGCGUUGGAUUGGGCGAUGCAGCCAGCCCCGACACCCGCCCUCUCGAGCCUUUCAGGCUCAAUCCUACCGAAGAUCCAGCGUGGGCGGGAGGCCUGGAAAGGGGACCUCCCAAGGCUCUCCGUAGCGACCGGCCAGUGUCACUGCACUGCGAUGGUGGCGCAUUCAAUAGUAACCAUUGGGACGCCGCCAUCGGCGCCUACAGACAUCUCCGACUCGAGCCUGUGACGUGGACCGACGACUACCUGACGAGGCAUUGGGUACGGGAGGAAGGCUUCAGGAUACGAGAGGAGCAGUGGUUGGCGGCCCAGAACGCCAGGGUCCAGCCCCCCAUGGAACCCGUGCUGCUCGAAGAGCAGUGGCCCGGUGCUACGCCGGGGCUGCUGCUCUUGCCUGCGGAGCACGACGAUUCGGGAAGUGACUCCGGCUACUCGUCUUCCGGCGAACUGUCUGCCCUCGACGACAUCAUGCCAGGGCUGGCUGGAUUGGGCGGGCUGGUUGGUUUGGACGAUGAUGCUUUGAAGGCGUCAUCCAACGACGUCCAUGUGGCAUGCGAGGAGAUCGUCGAGGAGUAGAAGGGGAGAGUGGAUUCCGAUGCGAUGUCGCGAAGAUCUG